Molecule: messenger RNA, 828 nt
Organism: Daphnia carinata
Lineage: Eukaryota; Metazoa; Arthropoda; Branchiopoda; Diplostraca; Daphniidae
Product: peroxiredoxin-2-like
Exons: 7
Coding region: 60-749 (229 amino acids)
Biological process (GO): response to oxidative stress; cell redox homeostasis; cellular response to stress
Cellular component (GO): mitochondrion; cytosol
Molecular function (GO): thioredoxin peroxidase activity
Source: RefSeq, a predicted model, not a curated record
UCGAACUAGUCUAAUUCCGUCUUGCUUGCGUGAUUCAACUCGCACAGAAAGUUGCAAUAAUGCAGACUGCACUCCGUUCACUGGCUCUUGCCUCCACGCUCCGUACUGUGCUACCGAAAGCAAACCAAGCCCAGCGUUUUCUCCAUACUGGAUCAAGACUCUUGGCAGCCCAAGUACAACAGCCUGCCCCAGAUUUCAGGGCAACGGCUGUCGUCGAUGCAGCCUUCAAGGAAAUUGGUCUUUCAGACUACAAGGGAAAAUACUUAGUACUCUUUUUCUACCCUCUUGACUUCACCUUUGUUUGCCCCACCGAAAUCAUCGCUUUCAGUGACAGAAUUCACGAUUUCAAAGCCCUCAAUGCCGAAGUGGUUGGUGUAUCUACAGACUCGCACUUUAGCCACCUUGCCUGGAUUAAUACUUCACGAAAGGAAGGUGGAUUAGGUGGUUUGAAUUAUCCAUUGUUGGCCGAUUUCCACAAGACAAUUUCUCGUGACUAUGGCGUCUUGAUUGAGAAAGCUGGCAUUGCUCUAAGAGGACUCUUUAUCAUUGAUCCUACGGGUGUUGUGCGCCAAAUAACCAUCAACGACCUCCCAGUCGGUCGUUCCGUUGAUGAAACUUUGAGGUUGAUCAAAGCCUUCCAAUUUUUCGAGAAACACGGCGAAGUUUGCCCAGCCAACUGGACUCCAGAUUCCCCUACCAUCAAACCCGACCCAGUCGGUUCAAAAGACUAUUUUAACAAAGUCCAUUGAAAUUUCAGAAUUGUGUAAUAAAAAUCUGUAGGUUUUUAACAAGCAUAUAUUGGGAAAAUACAUCAGUUGUAACAAGGAA